UUUGUGGAAGGGUUGGGGCAGUGAGAACAAGACCAUCUAUGACCAGAAGGUGUCCAACCCCCGCGUGACAAGAGUUGAGGAUGGGUCUGACACAGAUUUCACCAUCCUCAUCCGUGAUUUUCGCCCUGAGGAUGCCGGCACCUAUUACUGCGUGAAGUUCAGCAAAUCGGUUAUCCAUGGCAAUGAGCUGUUUGAGCAUGGAAAGGGCACGGAGGUGUCCCUGCGCGAGCCAGCCUUGAUUCCCGGCAUGGUGGCUGCAGCUGUAGUGCUCUGCUUCCUCCUCCUCCUCGGCCUCUUUGUCGCCCUUUGCAUGUACAGGAGAAAGCGCAGAGGUGAGGCAGACACCCCGUGCCGAGCCGGGCUGGUGGCUGCGGGCAACUUCGUGGCCAUUCCUCCGCGGUGCUGUGCAGGGACUCCCGACACCCCCAGCAGUGAAGUUCUGGAUGCAGAGACCUCACACCUGCCCGACCAGGUAAAGCAGAGCAGGAAGGAGGACAAUGACAUCCACUACGCCGAUCUCCAGCCCCUGCCUGCAGCCCCGUGGCGUGGCAGGAGGCCCGGCGCUACCUGCUCCGAGUACGCCCGCGCCCGGGGGGCCCCCCACGCAUGUCACCGCAGCCUGUGA
Messenger RNA from Apaloderma vittatum (bar-tailed trogon), 625 nucleotides. RefSeq lists its product as uncharacterized. Gene Ontology annotation, cellular component: plasma membrane. The annotation marks the transcript as partial. The transcript is spliced from 4 exons. NCBI's taxonomy places the organism in Eukaryota, Metazoa, Chordata, Aves, Trogoniformes, Trogonidae. The record is from RefSeq and is a predicted model, not a curated record.